UUGUAUUAAACUUUUAAUUAUAUAUAUUAUAAAUUUAUAGUUUGUUAUGUUUUAAAUACUAAAACUAAAAACUUUUUUUAUUAAAUAUUUAAAUAUAAAAAAAUAAAAAAAUGAAUAUUAAAUUAUAUAUUUGUGUAUCAUUUUGGUUUUUACUUCACAUUAUUUCAAGUUAUUCCUAUCCAUUCAAUGAACUAGAACUUGAUAAGUACCCAAAGUUAUCUUAUCAUGAGUACGAACCGAAUGAAUUUAGUAUGGAUAACUCUGAUGGUUUUUAUGGUAAUUUAAAAAUAAAAGGUUUAACAGAAGUAUAUGGAUUCGGUUCUAAUGAUUGUUAUCAAAAUUCAAGUAAGGUAAAUGUUUAUGCUUGUCAAGGUAUAUCAGUUGGUGUUUCCAAUAUGGAGUACAAGGCUGAAAAACAUGUGGGAUGGUUUUUAGUUGGUUUAAGAGUUAAUCAUAAAUUAGAAUAUAUCGAUUGUAAUACAGAUAUGGCACCUAGUAUUAGUUUAAUUACAUCAAAUACCCAACCAUCAACUGCUGAAAACUCUGAAAGUUCAAAAACUACAAUUAAUGAAUCUAGUGAAACAAUUGGCAUAGAAGCUGAUGCAGAUUACACUUUUGGAUCAGGUGUAUUUGGUGGUGGUAUUGAUGGUUCUUACUCCAAAACAUAUAAAAAAACUUUUAAAUAUCAAUCUUAUAUCAAAGAUUGGUCCAUUAUUAACCACAGUCAUAUGGAUACUGUCUCAGAUUUUAUAUUUGACCAAUCUAUGCCUUGGGGAUUAAGACUGCCAGGAAAAGAUGAAGGAAGAAACUCUUCAAAUUUUUCUUCUUGGAAAGAUUAUACAACGGGAAAGGUUGGGGAUGAUAAAAAACUUUUACCUUUACCAGAUUUAAGUGUAUCCAUUUAUAAUCAAAAACUAUUUGUUCCAUUUACAAUUGAUAUUAAGAAUAAAGCUGGAUUAAAUGGGGAAUUUUUAACAAGUAGGCCAUGUACAACAGUAGUAUUAAAAACAACUAUUACACCUACAGUUGCAAUGAUCAUCAAUAUUGGGGAAUCCGAUAGUAGAUUGUAUCUUAAAACAAGCAAACAUCAAUUCUCUCAAUUUAUUGAUUUAGAUAAAGUUAAUUUAAAAACAAAAGAAGAUCAAAUUAAAAGGGAAGAAAAAAGAACAAUAGCAUUAGAAAAAUCAGCUACUACCAGCACAAAAACAAUGAAUACAAAUCAAUCAAAGGCAAGAAUAUAAAAAAAUAAAAAAAUUAUUAAUAUAAAAAAUAAAAAAAAAAAUUUAAUUAUCCUUUUAUUAUUAUU
Messenger RNA from Dictyostelium purpureum, 1306 nucleotides. RefSeq lists its product as uncharacterized. The record is from RefSeq and is a predicted model, not a curated record. The transcript has a single exon. NCBI's taxonomy places the organism in Eukaryota, Evosea, Eumycetozoa, Dictyosteliales, Dictyosteliaceae. The coding region runs from base 111 to 1241 and encodes 376 amino acids.